This is a messenger RNA of Esox lucius (northern pike), 1831 nucleotides long. RefSeq names its product amine sulfotransferase-like. Bases 90 to 1559 code for a protein of 489 amino acids. Lineage: Eukaryota; Metazoa; Chordata; Actinopteri; Esociformes; Esocidae. Gene Ontology annotation, cellular component: cytoplasm. Gene Ontology annotation, molecular function: sulfotransferase activity. The record is from RefSeq and is a predicted model, not a curated record. The transcript is spliced from 10 exons. Gene Ontology annotation, biological process: sulfation.
UGAAAAGUCCAAACGUGCUUCAUUCCAACUUCAUUUGGUUGUUUGCAGUGUUUGUCAAUACAAGUGUAGAGCAAACCAACAUUAUUGUCAUGGAGAAGCUUAACGAUGACCUGGUCAAGCACAAGGACUAUGUAUAUGCAAAAUACUUUUCCUCCGCUGAGCUUAUUGACUCUCUGCAGACAUUUGAGAUCAGGGACAGUGACAUUUUUCUAGUCACUUAUCCAAAGUCAGGAACCAUCUGGACACAGCAGAUCAUCACGUCUAUCUGUGGUCAAGAGAUGUUGGAUGUCUACAAAAACAAUUGUGAGAAGAUGCCAUGGCUGGAGCGUAAAGGUGAAGGACGCGACUAUUCCUUGCGCCCCAGCCCGCGGCUGUUUACCUCCCACCUCACCCCAGCACUCAUGCCCCCAGGCCUGAAAACCAGGAAGGCAAAGAUCAUCUAUGUGAUGCGCAAUCCGAAGGACAACGUGGUCUCCUACUAUCACUGGAGUUUUAACUGGGCCGCGGUUAACAACCCAAAGAGCUUUGAGGACUUCCUGGAUCGGUGGUUAGAAGGGAAUGUUUGUGGUGCGUCCUGGUUUAACCACAUCAAAAAGUGGCAUGGCAAGAGAGACCAGUACAACAUCCUGUUCCUGACCUACGAGGACAUGAUCCUGGAUCUGAAAACAGCCGUGACAAAGAUCUGCCGCUUCCUGGAGAGGGACCUGAGUGAAGCAGAAAUCGACAAGAUAGUGGAAAAAUCGACAUUUAAGAACAUGAAGCAUGACCCCAAGGCGAACUAUGAUUUCCUACCGGAGGACAGGCUCAAGAAGGGCCAGUUUCUACGCAAGGGAACUAUCUGGGCACAGCAGAUCAUCACCUCUAUCUGUGAAAAAGACAUAGGUGAUGUCUACCACAACAACUUGGAGACGAUGCCAUGGCUGGAGUAUACAGAAAAACGCCCUGACUACUCCUUGCGCCCCGACCCGCGGCUGUUUGCCUCCCACCUCACUCCUGCACUCAUGCCCCCAGGCCUGAAAACCAGGAAGACAAAGAUCAUCUACGUGAUGCGUAAUCCAAAGGACAAUGUGGUCUCCUACUAUCACUGGUGUUUUAACUGGGCCGCGUUAAAGAACCCAAAAAGCUUUGAAGACUUCCUGGAUCAGUGGUUAGCAGGGAAUGUUGGUGGUGCGUCCUGGUUCAACCACAUCAAAGACUGGCAUGGCAAGAGAGACCAGUACAACAUCCUGUUCCUGACCUAUGAGGACAUGAUCCUGGAUCUGAAGACAGCUGUGAUGAAGAUCUGCUGUUUUCUAGAGAAAGACCUGAAUGAAGCAGAUAUCAACAAGAUAGUAGAAAGGGCCAGCUUUAAGAACAUGAAGCAUGACCCCAAGGCCAACUAUGAGUUCUUACCGGAGGACAUACUGAAGAAGGGCCAGUUCCUACGCAAAGGUAAAGUUGGGGACUGGAAGAACAUGUUCACCGUGGCCCAGAAUGAGAGUUUUGACCAGAUCUUUGAGGAGCAGAUGAAGGAUGUACCUCUGAAAUUCAUCUGGGACAUAGAUCAGCCAUCAUACUGAUUGGAGUCUCAACUAGCUGGCUUCCUAUUCCACGCCUUCAGGAGAUUCUGAAUAACAGUAGUCAGGGUGGACACAAUUCAAUGUGAUAAUUUAAUUUUAAAAAGCUAUUAAGAAUAGCCAAUUAAAAAAAUCGAACAAUAAACUCAUUCUCAUACAUUGUUCAUUAAGUAAUGUUCUAUGAUUCAAUGAUUCUGGAGAUAGCUAGCUAACCAGAAAAUGCAACCUAACAAAAUGGAAACCAUAUGAUAUACCAGAUAUAUCCUCAAGCAAUU